CCACGUGUUUACAUGUUUGAUUUUUGAAAUAUAGCUUAAAUUCUUUGUAUUGUGUUAUGCAUAUUUAUUAUGCUUGUGGAUGCAGAAGUUAAAUCUUGAACUUGUGUAGCUCGCUGAUCAUUUGUAUUUAUCUUCAAGUUCAGGUAGAACGGAAGUCUUUAUGGUCACACACUGACAGUGGUGUAGAUUUUGUAGGAAGACAAACAAAAUACAGGCCAUUUGAUUAAAACAGCUCAUCCUCAUCAUAAAAGUCUAAUUCACACACAAUAAGUUCCUAUAACAAACCAGCUCUGGCGUUUCCUCCUAUUUGUUUCAGACUGUUGACCCGUCAUCAUGGCGGCACCCAGCAUUUCUCACUCUGGAACAUCUAGUUCCAAUCUGGCCUUCGAGGAUUAUUCUCUCUACAGUAAUCUGAAUGAUGAUGAGCUGCUUCAACUCGCCAUCGAACGCAGUCUGACUGACACACACUGCAACACAGCCACCGACAAUGCAACCAACACCAGCAGCACAACCAGCUCCACCAGCACCACCAACAACGCAACCAACACCAGCAGCACAACCAGCUUCACCAGCAGCACCAACAAAGCAACCAGCAGUGCAACCAGCUCCACCAGCAGCACCAACAAAGCAACCAGCAGUGCAACCAACACCAACAGGCCUCGUCAUCACCGAGAAAACAGACCGAACCCUUCAGCCAAGAACACAAACCAACCCAGCUGCAGUGCUCAUAAUCCUCCUCCUGCCGAAUCCACUGCACACUACAGUUCUCCAAAUCCUCCAAGUGAGAAGCCUCCUGAUCCGAAAACGUUUGAAGGGACGAUCAGUCGUUUCAUGACAGGUUCUGGAAAGAGGAUGGUGGCCUAUCGCAGAAAUGAUGGCAGUCUGGUCUACAUGGCUCCAGAACCUGAAGAAGAGGAGGAGCCUCUGUUCAAAGCCAUUCGUACAGGUGAUGCAAACAAAGUGAGAGCACUGGUGAUGGAUCAGAGAACAAACCUGAUGCUGCCCAGUAAACCAGGCUGGCUAGCGGUUCAUCAGGCAGCAUGGUUCGGCCAGGACGCCAGUCUCCAUAUGUUGUUGUCAGCUCAGCCAGGGAUGGUCAACAAGAGGACAGCACGUGGUGAGACGCCGCUGCUGGUCGCUGUCAGCAAAGUGCAGCUGCAAUGUGCUCAAGUGUUGCUGGAAAAUGGAGCCGAUCCUGACAUCAUGAACUAUGAUAAAGAGACUCCACUCUACAAAGCCUGUGAGAGGAACAGUCCUGCAUUAGUUGCAUUGCUGCUGAACCAUGGAGCAGCGACAAACACUCGCUGCAUUCAGGGCUGGACGGCUCUGCAGGAAGCUGUGGUUCGAAACAAUGUGGAGAUCUGUGACAUGCUACUGAAGGCUGGAGCCAAACUCAACCUCACCAACAUGUACGGCAUCUCGCCACUCUUCACUGCAGCUCAGACUGGGCAGCUCGCCACACUGCGCUUCCUUCUAAGACAUGGUGCGGACAUUAACAGUCAGGCAGCUGAUGGAGCCACAGCCCUGUAUGAAGCUGCUAAAAAUGGACAUGAGAACAUUGUGGAGUUCCUGAUCUCCCAGAAUGCUGACGCCAAUAAACCCGGAAAGACGGGACUCUUACCACUUCACAUUGCCGCCCAAAGAGGAAGUGACACCAUUGUCUCCAUGUUGAUCCCAGCCACCAGUAAGGCCAGAAUCCGGCGGUGUGGCAUCAGCCCACUGCACCUGGCAGCUGAGCGUAACCGAGAUGAUGUCCUUGAGACUCUGAUUGAGGCUGACUUUGAUGUCAAUGCUCAGUUGUCUGAGGAGCGCACAAAGCUAUAUGAAGACCGCCGCAGCACUGCGCUCUACUUCUCCGUCAUCAACAACAACAUAGAUGCAGUGCGCAUGCUGCUGGCUGCUGGAGCCGACCCAAACCUGGACGUGUUUAGGCCACUGAUGGUGGCAGCCCGGCUAGGCUGCAUCCAGACUAUCACCCUGCUGGUGGAGCAUGGCGCAGAUAUCAACGCUUGCAUCCCCACCCACCCCACCACCUUCCCUGCCGUCUACAUGUUCUCCAUGAAGUACCUGCCAAUGUUCAAGUACCUGUUGGACCACGGAGGUGAUGCUCUCUCCUGUUUUGACUGUGUGUAUGGCAGUCGGGCUCAUCCACCAAUCAAAACCACUCGAUCGGACAGAGAAGGGAUCCGCAGCACUGACCUGCCAGAGAGACAGACGAAAAAGGGAAUUCAGUUCUGCGAGAUGAUCUCCGUCCCCAGUAUCUGUCGGUGGGCGGGGCCAAUCAUUGAUGUCCUAUUGGACUAUGUUGGUCAUGUGAGUCUCUGCUCAAGAUUGAUGGAACACCUUGACAGUUACCCAGAUUGGAGCAACAUCAAGGAGAAAGCAGCUCCUCCGCGGCCACUGCUGCAACUCUGCAGGCUGCAAAUUCUGCAGCUGGUUGGACAUCGAAAGUUGAAGAAGUUACCAUUGCCUGGAAGUCUGAUUCGCUUCCUGAAGCACCAGGAGAUGUCACUUGAUGACGAUUGAUUCUUACCCAGUUGAACCUGUUGACUGACUAAUCUACACUG
Molecule: messenger RNA, 2567 nt
Organism: Acanthochromis polyacanthus (spiny chromis)
Lineage: Eukaryota; Metazoa; Chordata; Actinopteri; Pomacentridae
Product: ankyrin repeat and SOCS box protein 2-like
Exons: 9
Coding region: 334-2526 (730 amino acids)
Biological process (GO): ubiquitin-dependent protein catabolic process; intracellular signal transduction; protein ubiquitination
Cellular component (GO): ubiquitin ligase complex
Molecular function (GO): protein binding
Source: RefSeq, a predicted model, not a curated record